Messenger RNA from Tachysurus vachellii, 2926 nucleotides. RefSeq names its product growth factor independent 1A transcription repressor b (gene gfi1ab). Bases 200 to 1354 code for a protein of 384 amino acids. The record is from RefSeq and is a predicted model, not a curated record. Gene Ontology annotation, cellular component: nucleus. Lineage: Eukaryota; Metazoa; Chordata; Actinopteri; Siluriformes; Bagridae. The transcript is spliced from 6 exons.
UGCUUGCAACACCUGGCAGACGAGGAAACGGGUUGCGCAUGCGCAGGUCACUCUCAGGCUGUCUUAUAGCAGCGAGCUGAUUAUCUACCUUCAUGACUUCACAGUCUGCCUUUCAAACGGACUCAUCACCGCUUGCGGAUUUAAUUUUUUUUUUUGCUAACUUUGUAGAAAACGCAGAGAGUGAAAAAGAGAAGAAAAAAUGCCUCGAUCUUUCUUGGUGAAGAGUAAAAAAGCUCAUAGUUACCACCAGCCCAGGGGUUUAGAGGACAACUACAGCAGACUCGACACAACUUUAACUCCUAUCUGUGCAGACGGUAAGAGUGCAGAAGGAGAGGAUGUGUGUGUGGAUGGUGAAAGUGCAGAAGCGGCGGAAGUGUUAGCGCACGCAGACUGCGCCACUGGGCCCUCGCGCUCUCCGCUUAGCUGCAGCAGCAGUGUGUGUGAUCGCGCUUCAGACUAUGAGGACAGUUGGAGGCCUCCAUCACCUUCUGCAUCACCAGACUCUGAAAAGUCAUUUUCACCCAGUGUUGAUGAAACCCAGCCUUUUGCGGUGCCCUUCGAGCCAUGGAGCAGCAGUUAUUCAGGCUCUGAGAUGAGACAGCUGGUCCGACAGAACUUUAAUCACCAUCAUCCUUCCUUAAGUUAUUACGGAGAAAGAGUGAUUGGACCUGCUCAUUUUAGUGAAAGGGGAUCCAGCACGAGCAUUUAUGGCAGUUAUGAGUCGACUACAAACCUGUUUGAGCGCCCUGCUGCUGCCACUGGACUGUAUGUAGACAGGGAUAUCCAUAGACCUGAGAUGAAAACGGACACAGCAGAGUUAUGCACUCGCCUUAUUUUGAAUGGAGCCUUCAAGUGUAUCAAAUGCAGCAAGGUGUUCUCCACUCCACAUGGUUUAGAAGUACAUGUCAGGAGGUCCCAUAGUGGAACAAGACCCUUUGCUUGUGACAUUUGUGGGAAAACCUUUGGACAUGCAGUCAGCCUGGAACAGCACAGAUCAGUUCAUUCUCAGGAGAGGAGUUUUGAUUGUAAAAUUUGUGGAAAAACUUUCAAAAGGUCCUCUACUCUGUCAACACACCUUCUCAUCCACUCCGAUACGAGGCCUUACCCGUGCCAGUACUGUGGCAAGAGGUUUCAUCAGAAAUCAGACAUGAAGAAACACACGUUUAUUCACACAGGAGAGAAACCUCACAAAUGUCAAGUAUGCGGCAAAGCUUUCAGUCAGAGUUCAAAUUUGAUUACACACAGUCGAAAGCACACGGGUUUCAAACCUUUUGGCUGUGACUUGUGUGGAAAAGGUUUCCAGCGCAAAGUGGACUUGAGGAGGCACAAGGAGACGCAACAUGGACUGAAAUAAGGAGUGAAUCAGAUUUGAGAUGUUCACUCAACAUCUCUGGAGAGUCGGUUGCCUUUCUCGGUCCUGGAACAAUGCUGCAACACGGCAAAUUAUCAGGGCUGAAGUAAAGUAGGUCUAAUUUUCCAUUAAAGGAAUCUAGUGUAGCCUGCAAUAGACAUGACCACAUUAGCAGGAGGUUAUGUAUCGCUUUUACAAGAACUCACCGAUUUACAACAGUGUUGACUAAGCUACUAUUAACCAUAUACAGAGCCUUGUGGCCAUGCAGCCUAUGUACACUCUCAGAAAUAAAAGUACCAAAUUGUAGUUUUACCUUGUGUCUGAUGGCAUUGUCAAGGAUAAAUCUUUCCUAACUUUAGUAUUUUUUUGGUUUGUUUACCUGGGAAGAUUUAUGUGCCGUACGUUUUUAAAGUACAUCAGUGAUAGUUCCAAGUGUGCUCCAUGAAUAGUUAUUAUUAUUAUUAUUAUUAUUAUUAUUAUUAUUAUUUAACCAAUUCACAUUUCUAGGAGAAUGUUGUAUAAUAAAGGUACAAGAUGACAUUGGAUGACCAUGUUGAUGAGAAAGAAAAGUAUAGUUGGUACCUGCAUUUCUGAGAAUGUAGGUGUUAAUUUUUGUACAAGGCCAUGGCCAUAAGCUGACAGGGGAUUCCCAAGCAAAUGUUUAUAGUGUGGGCUAAAGAGAUUUCCAUGAUUUUAAUGUUUCCAAAAUGCUAUUUGUGCUUUGUGUAGCCUAAAUUGUGAGUCAGAAGUUGACCGGCAGGUCUGUCUGGAUUCUGUAAAAUGUACAGCAAAAUCUCCAAAGUGGGAAUUCAAAUAACAAUAACAAUUUGAAUGAAUUCUGUGUAACACUAUACAGAAUUAUUUCUUAACAUGUUUGUGUCACGAUUAGAAACCUGGUUUAACUGUUCAAUACUGGACUUUUUGCUUUGGUAUGAAAGCCCAGGUGCAUGUCAGGAGCGCAUUACCCAAAAAAGAACAAAAUAAAAACCAAUACUACAAAAUGGCGGUGUUUCCGAAACACAAAAUAUUAUCACCAAAACAAUCCGGGAGGCAGUAAAGUGAGUAACGGCCGCGGGAAAGGACGCAGCUAUCACAAGCAACAUCAGCUGAUCUGCAGGAAAUCAGCGCCGCUCACAGUGACGCCAUGCUGCUCCUCUGCUGGCAAAACACGCACUACAAUAACCACGAGAUUUAAUCAAAACCCAGACUGUUUGUGUAUUAUAUAAACCUUGACUGAUUUGUUGACUUUACAAAUAUUUUCCACUCUUUCAACUCACCUACCCAGACGUGUUUGUGCUCUCCGUUUUUAAUUAUUAUUAUUAUAAGUAUAAUUAUUAUUAUUAUUAUUAUUAUUAUUAUUAUUAUUAUUAUUAUUAUUAUUAUUAUUAAUAUUAUUAUUGUUAUUAUUAUUAUUAGCAGGUUGGACCCCACAAAUCACCUGCAUCAUGUUAAGUACAACCUGUUAAACUUAUUUAAAUGUAUGGCAUUCUGAUAUAUUUUGGUUUUUAACUAAAAACAUUAUUUAUUUAUAAAAUACAAUAAUUGUUUGGCUGUAUGAAAAUGAUUAAAAUCAAU